CUUGUUUAUUUGUAGGCGCAUUCUCUCCUUUGUAGGUCAUCUUUGUGCAUUCGUGAAUUGGAGACGUCUGUGAGAAUUUUGAUUGAUAUUUGAAUUGCUACUUCAUUUUUCACAUCUUUCUAAUCGUCUGGAUGCAUCGAUUUUCGUUGUUUCGGCAUUCAACAGUGAGGAAUAUCGGCUUAUUAUCAAGGGAGGAUGUCCGUGUCUGUUGCAAUACACUUGCGGAUAAAUGGAGACGAACACCACAACUGUUUGCGGGCCGUAUGAGAGGGUCCCACUGCUCAGCAGCCGAGUACGCCUUCAGGCCGUGUCAGACCCGCUCAGUCUUCACUCUGCCCGGCGCCGACAACAAGAAGCGAGAGUACUCGGAGAGACGCCUUCUCGGGUACUCGAUGGACCAGAUGUACGACAUCGUCUCGCGGGUGGAGGACUACACCACGUUCGUGCCCUACUGCACCGAGUGCACCGUAUUGUCCCGGCGGCCCAGCUUCCUGAAGGCCCACAUGGCCAUCGGGUUCGGCCCCGUGCGCGAGUCGUACGUCUCCAGCGUCACUCUGGCCCGGCCGCACCUCGUCAAGGCCGUCUGCACGGAGGGCCGCAUGUUCAACCACCUACUGACCGAGUGGAAGUUCGCGCCCGGCCUGUCCUCCAACCCGCGCACCUGUACGCUGGACUUUUCCGUCUCCUUCGAGUUCCGUUCGGCUCUUCACUCUAAGUUGGCCAACAUGUUCUUCGACGAGGUGGUGCGGCAUAUGGUGAAGGCGUUUCUCCGAGAGGCUCAGCGACGCUACGGUCAGGAGAGUAUACGCAGUCAAAAGCCCAAGGUGCUGGCCGCUAGUUGAUGCUGGUGGACGCUAGAGCUAGAAAAUGAACACGGCUUGGCUAGUCUACUUGGUAGAUGCUCUGUCCAAACGCUUAUGGUAGACAGGUACGAUCCGGGUCUUUGUGAUUGCGGGCACGUUAGUUUGAUAAAUUAUGUGUUUUAUGGGAAUGUUAAUUGACGUGCCACAGUAUGUUAGGGUGAAUCGGAACACGGAACAUUUCCGUUUUCACCAAACUAUGAUUGAAACGUUCGUGAAAAAUAGUCUUAUUUACUAAAUACGCAUUUUAAUGCAUGUCGCGUAACUGCGGUAGUAAAAUAAGGAAUUGCACAUAACCGUUUGAGCUUAAUUCUAGGUAUUCAAAGAUAAGCAAUGUGCAACGAUGCAAAAGUAUGCAUUGUCAGCAUAUGUAUUACUCGUCCCUGCUCGUACCUAGUUCAAGUUUUAUCCCUAUCCCUCCUGAAGGGAUAGCCAUGAACACGUUGUUGGUAUCGCCGAAGGAUUAGGUUUGUACGAGGGGACAUAAAGCGCGAGCUCUUGAGACAAUAGACUGGUAAGUUUCGGUAAGGAUAAAAGUAAACUCAGCAAUCGAUAUUGAUUCGCAACCUUAGAAGUAGCUCAAUUCUUGUUCAUCAAUCCCCACUUCCACCCUAACCUGUCAACAACGUGCAUUUUUUGUAUUGGACAUUAUCUCAAAACUACAAAUGAGACGGCUCCUUACCGGAAUACAACUGGCGCUGCUUGGUAUUCAGGUAGACUGUUGUAGCACAUUUACCGUCCUGUGUUCCUCAGUGUCCGGUUAUGUGAUGUACCGACCGCGGACGUGUGCUGUGUUACACAGAUGUAGCUCGAGACCCAGUCCCUUCCCCUCGGUGUGUGCUGCGUCGCUGACCCUGUAUAAAACGCUGCUCGGCUGUAACUGGCGUACAAACGGCCGAACGGAUUGUAGAGGCGAGAUGUCCGUGUGAUCCGCAUCAAAACUGAUUCAACUUGUGCUGCUCGACUUUAAGUCAGAUGUGUUACGUUGUGGUCGGUACCUCGGAAGUCGGACGUGGCUAUGCCGAAUGAUUGAUAGAUUGCGGGUUAGACGGCAUCCCCACCCUGCUGUGAGGGUGGCGUUGCCGAAUCAGGGACGUAUCCCAGGCCCCGAAUCGGGACCGUGUACAGGAAAUCUACCAAUUGUGCCGUGCUAUGUGGCGAGCGCUUGUGAUGAGCUGACAACUACAUGAAUACAUGGCGAAAUGAGA
Messenger RNA from Amphibalanus amphitrite, 2068 nucleotides. Its product is annotated as coenzyme Q-binding protein COQ10 homolog A, mitochondrial-like. Gene Ontology annotation, cellular component: mitochondrion. The transcript has 3 exons. The record is from RefSeq and is a predicted model, not a curated record. Gene Ontology annotation, molecular function: ubiquinone binding. Lineage: Eukaryota; Metazoa; Arthropoda; Thecostraca; Balanomorpha; Balanidae. Gene Ontology annotation, biological process: cellular respiration; ubiquinone biosynthetic process. The coding region runs from base 132 to 842 and encodes 236 amino acids.